Molecule: messenger RNA, 1908 nt
Organism: Myxozyma melibiosi
Lineage: Eukaryota; Fungi; Ascomycota; Lipomycetes; Lipomycetales; Lipomycetaceae
Product: glycosyl transferase
Exons: 2
Coding region: 232-1692 (486 amino acids)
Biological process (GO): trehalose biosynthetic process; cellular response to heat
Cellular component (GO): alpha,alpha-trehalose-phosphate synthase complex (UDP-forming); cytosol
Molecular function (GO): alpha,alpha-trehalose-phosphate synthase (UDP-forming) activity; trehalose-phosphatase activity
Source: RefSeq, a predicted model, not a curated record
UAAGGUUUUGUCUUUAAACCUUAUUUGUUGGCAGUUGUCAAAAACCUUCUUCGUUGGGCAUCCAACUUCUCGAAGGCUGAUCCUGAUUUCCAUUGUAUUCCCACCAACUCCGAUCUCUUUCUACUCAUUGAUUCACAGUUCCAGCUCGCUAUUACUGAAGCUGUUGCUCUUUAGCUUUUUACGCGCAUACACUCAUACUAUUUCUUUGUCUCUUGCGUGAUUGCUGAUACCAUGCCGGCCGAUAAUCUAUUGGUGAUCUCUAAUCGACUGCCAAUCACCAUCAAGCGGAAUAGCAAUGGCGAAUAUGAUUUCGCCAUGUCCUCGGGUGGACUGGUGUCGGCACUUUCUGGAUUGAAGAAGUCUACUAGGUUCACCUGGUUUGGAUGGCCUGGUCUCGAAGUUCCAGAUGAGGACAAACCAGCUAUGGUCAAACGCCUCCGUGACGAGUUUAGCUGUGUGCCUGUGUUUUUGUCAGACGAGCUGGCUGAUCUGCAUUACAACGGCUUCAGCAAUAGUAUUCUCUGGCCUCUAUUCCACUACCAUCCCGGUGAGAUGAACUUCGACGAGGCGGCUUGGGACGCCUACCGCGACGCCAACCGGCUAUUCGCCCAGGCCAUCGCGGAUGUUGUUACGGACUACGAUCUCGUUUGGGUGCAUGAUUAUCACCUGAUGCUUCUUCCCGCCAUGCUUCGUGAGGAGAUCCAGAACCGGGUAAAGGGCGUCCAGCUCGGCUUUUUCCUGCAUACUCCCUUCCCAUCCAGCGAGAUCUACAGAAUCUUGCCGGUGCGUAGAGAGGUUUUAGAAGGUGUUUUAUGCUGUGAUUUAGUUGGAUUCCAUACUUAUGACUACGCUCGUCAUUUCCUUUCGUCCUGCUCCCGAAUCCUCGGCCUGCCGACGUUCCCGAACGGCGUCGAUUUCAACGGACAGAUGGUUACCGUCGGCACCUUCCCUAUCGGUAUCGAUCCCGAGAAGUUCACAGAGGCUCUCAAGACUGAGAAGGUGCAGAAGCGGAUAGCGCAGCUGGAAUCGAAGUUUGACGGCGUGAAGAUCAUUGUCGGUGUCGAUCGAUUAGAUUAUAUCAAGGGUGUCCCGCAGAAACUGCACGCUUUGGAAGUUUUCUUGACUGAGCAUCCUGAAUGGAUUGGAAAGGUGGUUUUGGUGCAGGUUGCUGUACCUUCACGUCAGGACGUCGAAGAGUACCAGAACUUGCGCGCGGUCGUUAACGAGCUUGUCGGACGCAUCAACGGCAAAUUCGGAACCGUCGAGUUUGUGCCGAUUCACUUUAUGCACAAGUCGGUGAACUUUGACGAGCUCGUUGCGCUGUACGCCGUGAGUGAUGCUUGUCUUGUUAGCAGCACUCGUGACGGUAUGAAUCUCGUUUCAUACGAGUACAUUGCGUGCCAGCAGAAGAAGCACGGUGUGAUGAUUCUCUCCGAAUUUGCCGGUGCUGCCCAGUCGCUAAACGGCAGUAUCAUCGUCAACCCAUGGAACACUGAGGAACUAGCUGACGCGAUCUACGACUCGAUGACGAUGCCUGAGGAGACUCGGAUCAACAAUCAGCAGAAACUGUUUAGAUAUGUGAGCAAUUAUACCUCAGCAUAUUGGGGAGAGAGUUUUGUGAAUGAGAUGAAGCGAUUGGCUGCUGCGAGCGUGAAGAAGGAAGAGCGCGCGGCCGCGGCUGCUCUGGAGUGAGAUCUAGUCUCUGGCAGACAAAUGCACUUGUUGGCGUGCGCUCCGGCAGGUUCUUCUUGGUCAGUAUAGUUGGUAUUUGCUCUUUGCAAUUAGCCUCUGCGACAUAUGGAUUGUGCAUUUAUCUUCAAAUUAUAAAUUUUUUUGUUUGUGAAUUGGGAAUCAUCGAAUACUAUCUAUCGUUUAGUGAAAUAAAAAAAUUUUGAUUGAGAAUAGAGA